Messenger RNA from Penaeus chinensis, 2751 nucleotides. Its product is annotated as cyclic nucleotide-gated cation channel alpha-3-like. Gene Ontology annotation, biological process: monoatomic cation transmembrane transport; potassium ion transport. The transcript is spliced from 10 exons. Gene Ontology annotation, cellular component: intracellular cyclic nucleotide activated cation channel complex; plasma membrane. The record is from RefSeq and is a predicted model, not a curated record. NCBI's taxonomy places the organism in Eukaryota, Metazoa, Arthropoda, Malacostraca, Decapoda, Penaeidae. The coding region runs from base 1 to 2751 and encodes 916 amino acids. Gene Ontology annotation, molecular function: cGMP binding; voltage-gated potassium channel activity; intracellularly cGMP-activated cation channel activity.
AUGUCGGGUCGACGGAUGUGGAGUCUCGGGUCCAAGCGCCCGAGCACAGACGGAGGCCGAGGGGUGCGCUACACGACCUGCCGCCCCUCGCACGACGACGAGCUGGAGGACAUCGCCAUUGUGUCGAACCCCGACCCGGGCCAGGUCAAGUACGGGUCAGGAUCCAUCACCGCCAACGGGCCCCGAGUCGUACCAGGGAUCAUCACAUCUCGCCACCUGACCGAGCGCCUGAGCAUCUCUGGGACGCGCAUUAACAGCGGCUCCCCCGUCUACAUAGAGAAGACCGUUCCCGACGCCCUCAAAGGCAAGUCUGUUUCCCGCCAGUCCCUGCUCGACAUCGUCUCCUCCAAGAUCAGCAUAGGAAGUCGGAAGAGGUUUUCAAGAGACUCGUUUUCGGCGUCCUACGUGAACAGAACCCAUGUGGCCUCCGAGCUGGACAUCAGCAGAAAGACGCGGGAGGCGCGCAAGAAGGAGAUCAGGAGCAAGCUGCGGCUGGAGACGUGGGAGCCCAGCUCGAACAGCUCGGACAAGAAAAUGGGAUGUAGAUGGACUUUCGUUUUCGAUCCUGCGGGGAGACUCUGUUAUUAUUGGUCCGUCGUUGUGUCUCUAGCGUUUUUAUACAAUCUCUGGGUGAUGGUUUAUCGAUUCGCCUUCCAGGAGAUAACCAAAGAUACUAUCCUCGUGUGGUUUUGUUUGGAUUAUUUUGCUGAUCUUAUAUAUGUUUUGGAUAUAGUAUUCCAUUUCCGCACGGGUUACCUAGAAGAUGGUGUCUUACAAACUGACUCACGAAAACUUCGUCAGCACUACAUGAACUCUACGACAUUUUACAUUGAUUGUUUAUGUUUGUUACCGUUAGAUUUCUUAUACCUCUCAAUAGACUUUAAAUCAAUAUUAAGAUGUUUCCGUCUUGUGAAAAUAUACAAAUACUGGCACUUUUUAGACCGAACAGAGAGACACACCAAUUCACCUAACCUAUUCCGUUCAAUAAGUCUGAUCCACUACCUGCUGGUCAUUUUCCACUGGAAUGCUUGUAUUUUCUACAUGAUUGGCAAAAACGAUGGAUUCAGCUUCAAGCCAAGAUUCAUCUACUCCAACUCCAGUGAUGACAUUUUGGAGUACCUGAAAGCUUUCUAUUGGUGCACACUUAGUUUAACUACAAUCGGCAGUGUCCCUCUGCAUGAUUCUUUCACCAACGGCACUUAUAGUUCCCUGGACAUGCGAACCAAGACGGAUUACCUCUACCACAUAAUCCAGCUCAUGUUCGGCCUCCUGCUCUUCGCCACAGUGCUCGGCCACAUCGCCAACAUCGUCACCAACGUCUCGGCGGCUAGGAAGGAAUUUCAGGCCAAACUUGACGGUGUGAAGACGUACAUGCGCAUGCGGAGAGUCCCUGCACACCUUCAGGGAAAAGUCAUCAAGUGGUUCGAUUACCUCUGGCUCACGCAGAAGUGCUCAGAUGAGGAACGAGCCGUCAGCUGUCUACCCGAUAAAUUAAAAGCUGAGAUGGCCAUCCACGUGCACCUGGACACCCUCAAGCGCGUGGAAAUUUUUCAGAACACCGAAGCUGGAUUCCUCUGCGAGCUCGUCCUCCACCUUCGUCCUGUGCUUUUCUCUCCCGGCGACUACAUCUGCAGAAAAGGAGAGGUCGGGAAGGAGAUGUACAUAGUGAACCGCGGUCUGCUGCACGUCGUGGCGGACAACGGCAAGACGAUGCUGGCCACGCUCAAGGCAGGGUCGUACUUUGGUGAGAUAUCCAUCCUCAACAUGGGAACGGCAGGUAAUCGGCGGACAGCCUCAGUGAGGUCAGUGGGCUACAGCGACUUGUUUGUGCUUUCGAAGAAGGACAUGUGGGACGUCUUGAAGGAGUACCCGGCAGCUCGCGUCCGCCUGGAAGCCAUAGCAGCUAAGAGACUGGAAAAGUACAAAAAGGCUCCGCUGGAGAAAGCCGCCAUGGGUAGGAGUAGCUCCACCCCAGGCCUGGUCGAGUCCUCAGGCAGAGUCCCACUGGAGGAGAUGUGGCUUCCUCCUGUCAUCCGCCCCCCGCCGUAUCCCAUCCCAGGAUAUAGCCCCAGUAACAGCCCGGGUGCCAGGUCGAGAGCACAGCGAUCCCAGACGAUGGACUCCGAGCGGCAGACGAUGGAGUCCGCCCUCAGUGACUCUUCCUCCCGACACUCGCACUCCACCGACGACGACAAGACGGGACACCACCUCUCCCAUCACCACCUUCAGCACCCUCACCAUUAUCACUGUCCGCCCACACAAUCAGCGCGUUCGGCGGUAUGUGCAGGAACAACGAUGAGCGUGACAUCGUACGACAGCGUCGACAAGCGGUCGACGAUCACCUCCCCGAGCAACGUGAUCUCGCCUCUGACCUCGCCCAACUACGCCACCGCCAACAUGACCUACACCCUGCCCGUUCCGCAGGCCAUCUGCGAGCCCUCCAUCUCUCCCGCGUCGGACCACAUCGUCUCUGCUGCGUCACUCACUGCGCCAGUACAACUCCAGGGGUCCCACAGUGCAGGCGCUCUGCCCCGCGACUCGCCCCAGGAGCUUCUCCUCGGCGAAAUCCGUCGGCUUCGCGAACGGCUCGUGACGCUCGAGAGUGAGAACGCCACCAUGAGCAUGAAGCUGAGCCAGCAGCAGUGGGAAGUGGAGCACCGGCUGCACGAAAUAGAGAUGCAGCUCUGCGGAAAUUCUAGCAAUGCUUCUAGUAAUGAAGACAACGAGAGGAAUAGAGAGAGUAUUAUAUAA